Messenger RNA from Cicer arietinum (chickpea), 2057 nucleotides. RefSeq names its product pollen receptor-like kinase 3. Gene Ontology annotation, biological process: protein phosphorylation. The record is from RefSeq and is a predicted model, not a curated record. Lineage: Eukaryota; Viridiplantae; Streptophyta; Magnoliopsida; Fabales; Fabaceae. Gene Ontology annotation, molecular function: ATP binding; protein binding; protein kinase activity.
AUUGUGAAAGUUGAAGCCUCCUUCACCAAUCUGUCUCUGAAUCAAGAUGACAACAACAAGUUUACUCUUUCUGUUUGAGGGUACCGAAUUCGAAGAUAACAAAAAAUAUUCAACAAAUAAUAAAGCAGAGAGAAACAACCUAAAUCUCUCCGAACAGCGGUCCAUUUCUACCCGGAGUAUCAAACUUGAGAUUUCCUCCGGUUUCCAAUGGCCGCUGUUCUUCUCAUUCUUCUCAUUCUCAUCUCUCUCCCUUCCCAUUCUCUUUCUUCCAUUCCUGAAUCCGAAGCUCUUCUCAAACUUAAACAAUCAUUCACUAACUCUCAAUCUCUUUCUUCUUGGCUCCCUAAUCAGAAUCCAUGUUCUUCAAGAUGGGUUGGUGUCAUCUGUUUCAACAACAUCAUCUCAAGUCUUCAUCUUGGUGAUUUAGGCCUCUCUGGUCAAAUCGACAUCGAUUCUCUUUUACAAAUUCCAACACUCAGAACCAUUAGUUUCGUUAACAACUCAUUCUCUGGUCCUAUUCCUCAAUUCAACAAACUCGGUGCUCUCAAAGCUCUUUAUUUAUCUGAAAACCAAUUCUCUGGUCCUAUUCCUCCAGAAUUCUUCUCCCAUUUAGCUUCUCUUAAAAAAGCAUGGCUCAACAACAACAAAUUCUCAGGGAAUAUACCAGACUCUUUAACCAACCUUCGUUUUCUCUCAGAGUUACAUCUCGAAAACAACGAGUUCUCUGGUCCAAUCCCAGAAUUAAAACAAGAUAUUAAAUCAUUCGACGUCUCCAACAACAAGUUACAAGGUGCAAUACCUGGUUCAAUGUCCAGGUUUGAAGCUAAAUCUUUUGCAGGAAAUGAAGAGCUUUGUGGGAAGCCUCUUGACAAAGAAUGUGAUCCUUCUUUGGUUUCACUACCUACCCCUGACAAUGGACAAAGCUCUAGUUGGGUUUCAAAAGUUAUUUCAAUUCUCAUCGUUGCUACCAUUGUUGGUUUGAUUUUCACAUUUUUAAAGUCAAAACGUAGAAAUGAUGAUGAUGAUUUCAGUGUUAUGAGUAGAGAAAAUAAUGAUGACGUCGUUCAAGUGCAUGUUCCUAGCUCUAACCAUAGACAAGCAUCGGAAGGUAGUAAAAAAGAAUCAAAGAGAGGGUCUUCGAGGAGUGGUGGAAUGGGUGAUCUUAUAAUGGUGAAUGAUGAAAAGGGUGUGUUUGGUUUGCCUGAUUUGAUGAAAGCUGCUGCAGAGGUUUUGGGAAAUGGUGGAUUAGGUUCUGCAUAUAAAGCUGCCAUGACCAAUGGUUUGUCUGUGGUGGUGAAGAGGAUGAGGGAGAUGAAUAAAGUUAGCAGAGAUAUAUUUGAUGCUGAGAUGAGAAGAUUUGGAAGACUUAGAAACCGUAACAUUUUGACACCUUUGGCUUAUCAUUACCGCAGGGAAGAGAAGUUAUUUGUCACUGAAUACAUGCCAAAAGGAAGCUUGUUAUAUGUUUUGCAUGGUGAUAGAGGAACAAGUCAUGCUGAACUAAAUUGGCCUACACGUUUGAAAAUUGUGAAGGGAAUUGCACGUGGAUUGAGUUUUCUUUACACUGAAUUUGCAUCUGAAGACCUACCGCAUGGAAACCUUAAAUCAAGCAACAUACUUCUAGCUGAUACUUAUGAACCUCUCCUAAGUGACUUUGCUUUUCAUCCACUCAUAAAUCCAUCCUAUGCAGCACAAACAAUGUUUGCUUACAAAACUCCUGAUUAUGUUAUCUACCAACAAAUUUCACAGAAAACUGAUGUUUAUUGCCUCGGGAUAAUCAUUCUUGAAAUCAUUACAGGGAAAUUCCCUUCUCAAUAUCAUAGUAAUGGUAAAGGUGGUACUGAUGUGGUUCAAUGGGUCUUCACGGCAAUAUCUGAGAGAAGAGAAGCUGAAUUGAUUGAUCCAGAGUUAACAGGAAACAAUGCAGAUUCAAUCAAUCAAAUGUUGCAACUUCUCCAAAUUGGAGCUGCUUGCACAGAAAGCAACCCCGAACAACGACUUAAUAUGAAGGAAGCUAUUAGGAGGAUAGAGGAGUUACAAGUUUAACAAAACAAAAA